GAACCAGGCUAUGCGGGGUGGCCAGUCCUCUUCUGGCUGUGCCUGGUGGAGAUUAUAACAGAACAUGGCAAAGAUGUUCAAACGCUUGUUAUUAGAUAGGUGGGCUACUAGAUAAGGCUUUCAUAAUGCAUUUGAGCUACCUUAGAAGAGAGUCCACCUGUUAGUUAUCAUGUCUGUAAUGACACUAGUAGCCUACAGUCACCCAUUGCUCAUAACUUAAUAUGCGCCUGCCUGGGGGUGAUGAGGGGAGUUGUUUUAAGCAGCCUAACCGGCCAAAAUCAACGACUAAAAUGACCAAAUAUUUAUCCAUGACCAAUAUUUUUUUAAUUGCUAGUAGAAUAUAACAUUACGUCAUAAAAGUGUAGCCUGACAAAAUGCCGUGCUGAAUGGUCUGAGACAAACGCAUUGUGACAACAUCAAACUGGUCAAAAAGGACCAGAAUAAUAUUUAGUCCAACUGUUCAGCAACCCCAGACACAUCUCAGCUUCCUAAUUUCGGAGAGGACAAUGCGUCGAAACGACACUGUUCCCACCACACGCAAGGUGCAGGGAGGGAUCUUCUUACCAAAGCCUCAGAAUGCCAUCACCAUUGCAGUGUCAUCGCGUGUCCUCUUCAACAUGGAUAAGGAGCAGCAGAUCUACGAACAGAAAGGCAUGGAGGACUACCUCAAGUACCAGAUAGAGCAUGAGAUGGAGCCCUUCGCCCCCGGCCCUGCUUUUUCUUUUGUUAAGGCUCUGGAGGCAGUGAAUACUCGGCUGAGGGAGCUGUACCCUGAGAGUGAGGAGCUCUUUGACGUUGUGCUCAUGACCAACAGCCACGCACACGCCGGCCUCCGACUCAUAAACACCAUCAACCACCAUCAGCUCUUCAUUGAGCGUUUCUGUAUGACAGGUGGGAACAGUCCCAUUGGGUACCUGAAGGCUUACCACACUAACCUGUACCUGUCUGCUGACCCAAUGAAGGUCCGAGAGGCCCUGGAGGAGGGGAUCGCAGCAGCCACCAUGUUUAAUCCACCAGAGAAGAGAACCGAAGUGUCAGAGACUCAGCUGCGGGUGGCCUUCGAUGGGGACGCAGUGCUCUUCUCUGAUGAGUCAGAGCGCAUCUUUAAGGCCCACGGACUGGACAAGUUCUUUGAGCAUGAGAAGACACACGAAAACACGCUUCUUGAUCAUGGACCACUGAAAGGGUUCCUGGAGUCUCUGGGGAAGCUGCAAAAGAAGUUCUAUGCCAAGGAUCAGCGUCUGGAUUGCCCCAUCCGUACCUACCUGGUGACAGCACGCAGCGCAGCCAGCUCAGGCACCCGGGCCCUGAAGACACUGCGAUCCUGGGGCCUGGAGACAGACGAGGCCCUCUUCCUUGCUGGGGCCCCUAAGGGGCCAAUGCUGGAGAAGAUCCGGCCUCACAUAUUCUUUGACGAUCAGAUGUUCCAUGUGGAGGGAGCUUCGCAGCUGGGGACCGUGGCAGCUCAUGUGCCAUAUGGUGUGGCUCAGAAACUGCUCCAGCAGAAGCCUGCUAGGGAGAACACUAAAGACUUUAGCGCUGCCACCAACUAGUCUGGAUUUCACGCUCUUCCCUAACCCAGUGGACAAUAAAACAGCAUUGUGUAUUUGAAUGAGACAGUCCUUUUCAGUGCCCUCAGUAUUCUGGGGAGAGAAUCACAUGACAAUGGGAGAAGCAUAGAGGGAGGGCAUGCCAUUUUGUGUCAUGUGUCAUCACAAGAGACAGUGGCAGUAGAUGUAAAACAAAACGUCAAUAUCGUAUCCCCAAAAGGUGCUGUACAUACAUAUCCAGAACUUGACCUACCAAGGUAAAAGAACUGGAAUUGUAUCUAAUUAACUCUGUCAGACCAGGAAAAAUAUAAUUUUACAGCAAUUCCUCAAAUAGAAUCUGCACACAAUUGGAAGGAGGUCUAUCGCCAGUCCUGCAAUAAUGUUGUAAUAAUGCUGUGAAAUUGUGAAAAUUAUAAUACCCUUUUAGUGUUAGAAAUGUUUGAAAAGACUGCCUGUACAAGCAAAAUUCUUGUUUGAGAAAUGUCUCUUUGCUAAGAAGCUAUUUUUGUUUCAUUUUAAUUGAAUACAAUCACAGUAAGGUACUUAACUGUUACCCAGAAAUGAUUUAAUAUUUAGAUGGAAACGGCUCCAUUGGAACUUAACCAUAGCAUUAAAGUUCA
Messenger RNA from Salmo salar (Atlantic salmon), 2170 nucleotides. Its product is annotated as cytosolic 5'-nucleotidase 1A. Gene Ontology annotation, molecular function: nucleotide binding; magnesium ion binding; 5'-nucleotidase activity. Gene Ontology annotation, cellular component: cytosol; cytoplasm. The record is from RefSeq and is a predicted model, not a curated record. Gene Ontology annotation, biological process: nucleotide metabolic process; adenosine metabolic process. NCBI's taxonomy places the organism in Eukaryota, Metazoa, Chordata, Actinopteri, Salmoniformes, Salmonidae.